This is a messenger RNA of Effrenium voratum, 2008 nucleotides long. The record is from the annotation of a GenBank genome assembly. Lineage: Eukaryota; Dinophyceae; Suessiales; Symbiodiniaceae.
GACGGCCUUUGUAGCAUCUCCCGGCGUUUGCCGGGUUGAGGGGUUCCCAUCGCGGGCCGACGUUUUUGGACCCAACCGACUUUGCACGCGCUGCUUCUCACAGGACUUGCUGGCAGGAGCGGUGUUGCCUCGCCGGAUCUGCUCUGGCUAUUUGGCUCAGUGUGCAUGUACGGCCAGAUUCGGCCAAUGAUCAUGGCGCAAGAUCUGCCAAAGCAGAUUGAUGGCGUGCUUAUCAAGCACCAGGAGGAGCUCUUGCAGCGGCUGGAGGCCUGGCUGGCGAGGCUGGAUGACAGCCUGCGGAGUCGGAUCGACAGGCUGGACAGGACGGACAACGAGGAGUGCGAGGACUUCAUCCGGCAGUACGGGCCCGUCAAAGCGCCGACUCCGCCCAGCCCAGUCGCUGAAAGCGAAGCUGCCGGCGUGAUGCACGACAGUUCGAAGCGCUCGAUCAAACGCACGAUCAGCGCGGUGGAGUACGAGUCUGCGAAGGAGGAGGCGCACCGAGUGGGGGACUUGAAGCGGAUCAUUUUCCAGGAAAAGGCGGCGCAGCACGUUUCAGCAAUAACAGCGUGCUGCCGCAGCUGUCAGGGCGCCGCACAGCGCAUUUCAAGCUCGACAUGGUUCAACUUGACCGUUGCCCUGGUUAUUGUGUCCAACUCCAUAUUUUUGGGCUUUCAGCUGGAGAUGAGCCUACACAUUCCGGACUCCAGGGAGCAGUCCUUCGCGUUCCUUCUUGGGCACUUGUUCUACGCGAUCCUGUUCACAGUUGAAAUGUUGAUCCGGAUGGUGGCGGAUGGGCCCAGGCGAUAUGUUGCAGGCCCUGAGUGGAUGUGGAACUGGCUGGAUGUCCUGGUUGUGAUUCCGGCCUGGCUCGAGCUGAUCGUUGACUUCAUUGACAGCGAGGUGGCACAUAACAGCUCCUCCAACUUCCGCAUCAUCCGGGUGCUGAGGAUCACCCGCAUGCUGCAAGUCUUGCGCUCGGUGCGCCUGGUGCGGGUGAUCUACGCCUUUCGGGAGCUGGUCUUCUCGAUCAUCGACACCACGCGGCAGCUGUGCUGGGCAAUGAUUCUCUUGGUGUUGCUCAUUUACAGCUUUGGCGUGCUCUUUACGGAUGCCGUGCUCAGCCACCCGCACAUGGAGGACAUUCCGCAGGCCGCGUUUUACUUUGGCAGCGUCUACAAGUCCUGCACCACGCUCUUCAGGACCACCCUCUCUGGUUUUGACUGGAACGACGCGGCGGACUCUCUUCUGCCGGUGGGCAUGUUUUGGGUACAAGUCUUCCACGUCUACGUGGCAUUCUGCGGAUUUGCCGUCCUGAAUGUCAUCACAGGCGUCUUCGUGAACAGCGCCAUCAAGACCAGGGAGAAGGAUCACGACACCCUGAUGUUGCACGUGCAGAAGUUCAAGGCUCUGGCCACCCGCAUCUGGCAGCAGAUGGACUCCUCAGGCUUGGGGCAAAUCACAAUCGACGAGUUCGAGCGGAUGUUCGCUGACGCUGACAUGCAGGCCUUCUUCGAAGCCCUGGAGAUCACUGCCAUCGACGCGUGGACUCUCUUUGACAGUCUUGAUGCAGACGGGGACCACGUGAUCAGCUACAAUGAGUUCAUUGACAGGUGCAUGCAGCUGCAUGGCAAUGCCAGGUCUGUAGACCUAUUUGCGGUGAAGCAGGUCAGCAACAAGGUCUGGGACCAAGUGCAGGCCCUCCAGGAGCAGCAGGAGAAGACUAACGCGUGCCUGGCGAGCCUUCUCCACCACGCGCUCCAUUCACAUGAGUCGGAGGACAUCGUGUCCUACGAGGUGAAAUGGGCCUCCGACUGAGGGGAGUCUGCGGCCUCCGCGGCCUCCGCGGCUUCUGCGGGGCUUCUUCGGCUUCUUUGGUCUCACCUUGCGCCAGCGGGGCCCUGACCUGGGGUAACAAGUCCCCACCAGUGGGUGCUGCACUUUUUGAGCGCGCCCGGCGCCAGCUUCCCCCUCGCUGGCGCAAGAGAGACGCUCGAUUUCUCUGAGG